Gigantopelta aegis is the source of this 4105-nucleotide messenger RNA. RefSeq names its product calponin homology domain-containing protein DDB_G0272472-like. The coding region runs from base 670 to 1521 and encodes 283 amino acids. The transcript has 2 exons. Lineage: Eukaryota; Metazoa; Mollusca; Gastropoda; Neomphalida; Peltospiridae. The record is from RefSeq and is a predicted model, not a curated record.
AUCUAGAGGAACAUGACUGUAACUUAUGAACUACUUAUACACUUAUGACAUGGGGAUUCCCUUGUUUUCACCAAUGAGAUCCAUAUAAAAUGCUUAAAACACGUACUGACAACAGGAGGGUGGAUGUAGUUCAGUGGUAGAGUGCUCGCUUGAGUUCCAAUGGAUCGACGCAGAAUCAGUCGCCCUUGGUGUACUUCAGUCGUUUUCUUUCCAAUCAGUGCCCCACAACCGAUCUUUCAAAGAUUGUAGUAUAUACUGUCCUAUCUAUGGGAAAGUGCAUAUAAAAAUCGUGUUCUUACUUUUGAAAGGAGUAAUCUGUGGCAGCAGCAGCGGCCCAGCAGGUUGCCCUCACUCUUCCUCCCCCUCUCGCUCUCCGAAGUGUUGAAAUAACCACUUUAGACAUCAAAUAGUAGUAGUUUAUCAAAUGUGCAGAGGUGCCGUUAAAUAAAUUACAACUCGCAUAAUUAACAUAUAACUUAAUGACGGAUGCAGAAGCAUACAGCAGUUGCGAUCAGUGCAUUUGUUUUCAAAGAUCAUCUUCUAACAUCGCACACAAUUCAGUAAUACUUAGCCUAUUUAAUAUAAUGAUCUAGUUAACAUUAUGGUUAGCAGGCCGAGUCCUAAGAACUAAAAGAGAACAUCUAUGGGAGUAAAACCACAAAAACUUUCAUGAAGGCAAGGUUACAGCAACAAGCUAGCAUUCGACUAAAGUCAAAAACCUUCAUGAAGGCAAGGUUACAGCAACAAGCUAGCAUUCGACUAGACAAGUCAAAAACCUUCAUGAAGGCAAGGUUACAACAACAAGCUAGCAUUCGACUAAAGUCAAAAACCUUCAUGAAGGCAAGGUUACAGCAACAAGCUAGCAUUCGACUAAAUAAGUCAAAAACCUUCAUGAAGGCAAGGUUACAGCAACAAGCUAGCAUUCGACUAGACAAGUCAAAAACCUUCAUGAAGGCAAGGUUACAGCAACAAGCUAGCAUUCGACUAAAGUCAAAAACCUUCAUGAAGGCAAGGUUACAGCAACAAGCUAGCAUUCGACUAGACAAGUCAAAAACCUUCAUGAAGGCAAGGUUACAGCAACAAGCUAGCAUUCGACUAGACAAGUCAAAAACCUUCAUGAAGGCAAGGUUACAGCAACAAGCUAGCAUUCGACUAGACAAGUCAAAAACCUUCAUGAAGGCAAGGUUACAACAACAAGCUAGCAUUCGACUAAAGUCAAAAACCUUCAUGAAGGCAAGGUUACAACAACAAGCUAGCAUUCGACUAAACAAGUCAAAAACCUUCAUGAAGGCAAGGUUACAGCAACAAGCUAGCAUUCGACUAAAGUCAAAAACCUUCAUGAAGGCAAGGUUACAGCAACAAGCUAGCAUUCGACUAAACAAGUCAAAAACCUUCAUGAAGGCAAGGUUACAGCAACAAGCUAGCAUUCGACUAAACAAGUCAAAAACCUUCAUGAAGGCAAGGUUACAACAACAAGCUAGCAUUCGACUAAAUAAGUCAAAACAAACUAACUACAUGUAGCUCCAUCUCAAUUUUGGUGAACUGUUCUAAAUUAUGGGUCCCAAGUUAUCUUCAUGAGAUUACGCAACAGUUCCAAGUUCACUAUAAUUCCACGGGAAAUUUUCAACUUCAACAGCACCAAAUCCACCACCCUCGCCCGCUUUCGAUCCCGGUCAGGCUGCUUGUGCUCACUUGCACAUGCCAGUGCGGCGAUCCCCUGUCCCUUCCUAACCCCUUUACUGUUCAGGACGGAGGAGCCGGCGAGAGCCAACACCUGCACCCAUGACAGGCAUGUGCUACAACAGCUUUUUCUGAAUGUGCCCCUUAAAUCCUAUUAUUUCACCUCGUUAGGGUUAGAAUCAUUCCACCCUUCGCCUUUUUAAUCGCACAAACUAAUGUUACGUCCAUGCUACAACUGGUCUGGGGUAGAACAAAAUUUUGUCGUAAAUCCGGAAAUUUAUGCCUGUCCUAAGUGAGGAGUAAAAUUACAACUGGUUCAAGUUACACACCUAACUUUUUAGUAUUGCUUUCUGACUACCGUAAGCUUAGCAAGCCCUUCCGACUGCUUCGAGUUACAAGCCCCUGGUUCCUUCACAUCUUUGAAUGUAGAGUAACAGCUUUUUCCUUCAGCUGUUUGAAAUUUUCUGAUUUGGGUUCCAUUACAGGGCAUUAACCCUUGUUACUAAGCCAUUUAAAAUAUGUUCUCUUACAGAUUUUUACCAUUAAUUUCACGUUACUUACAACGUCUUGCUUAAAUUAAUUUCAGUAUAUAUAUGUGUUUGUAGAAGCUCAAAAUCCAUUAGUGACUUUAAGCUGAAAUUGCUUGUUCAAUAUGACACUUAGGUUUUGGAAAUGAAGUUGUAUGUUUCCUUUUAAAGUUACAUUUGGCAUAAGUUUUAGAUUAUUCCAGCUGGCCACUUCAAAUUGUCUAGUCAAAAUUCCAUCUGGUUUUAAUACAGUUCAUGAUUGUGUUCACUGUUCAUUUAGACUGGAUGCACAUUAGAAAGAGACUAAUAACUAAAAAAAUAAAUAUUUAAGUUAUUUUAAUACUUGUUUCUACUUUUAACUUGUAGUUCACUGAAUUGUUACUCGGCAUUAUAAAGCUCUGUCAUCCAAUCAUUGUCGUAAAUGUUUAUUUUGUUUUUAAAUUGGCUUCCAUCACAGAUGUAAAUAGACCAUAAUUAUGUUCAUAACAAACGACUUUAAAAUGGCAUGAUCAGAGAUGAAGUUUGCUGUGCAUUUUUGUUGAUAAUGUGUAUAAAUAGCUUUUAAAUAUUUGUUUGCCAAGCAAAAUGAUUUGUAUGUACAUGAUCGUAGUUUACCACCGUAAAGGAAAUAGGUUUAGAGAUGCCAAGUGCCUACAUAGUUUACCUGGCUGCAAAUAGUUUUAAACACACAAACAUGUUACCACUAAGUUGAGUUUUAAAGGAACAGUGUUGUAAGACAGUUGGCUACUUAAUAUAGUUUUAUAAGAACGAUUUGACUUUCUUAUUAACUGUGAAUGAUGGAUAGUACAGCUGCCGAUCAGGAUAAGGAUGCAACUUAUUGUUUUGUGAUAAAAGAUAAAACCCAUUUAGUUCUGGUUUUACAAAAUUCUCUGAAAGGCCAGUUUAGACAGAAAGAUUAUCUGACAAGUUUGUUUUAAGCCAGUUUCAGAAAUAUGUUAUAUUCUUUUAGAAAAAUUAGUGAAAAGAAAUUUAUGCAUCUUUUUAUUAGCCGAAAUUUAUAUUUUGCAAAAUGAGUUUUGUCUUUAAGACAAACAUGUUGUGUUUAAUUAUUAAAAUUAUUUUAAAUGAGUAAAGAUAUCAGAUUUUGAAAUCCCUGAUUUUGAUUUAGUAAUAGUAUGUGCUGUUAUCACAAGAUAAUAUCUUUGCUUAUUUUAAUCUCAGGUGCACGCUUUCAUGCGAGAUAUACUGGUUAUGUAAAUGUAGUUUCACAUGUGGUAAUAUGUUUAUAGAUUAAAUAGCAUUGCAUAAUUGUUUUGGAUUUUUUACAUUCAGUUUGGUAUAUUUUGCUGACUAACAUACUUGUUCUUCUUUGAAAGUUGAUUUGAAUUGUUUGCUUGCAAACUAACAAUAUUUAGUAUGCUUGGUUUGAUAGGUAGGUUUGAAAUCUGGUAUAUAGUAAGUGACAAAAGAAAUACAAGUAAAUACAAAUACAAAGUACACAUUCCCUGGAAGCUAUGAUAUAUGAUAAUAAUUGAAACAGCAGAAUGUCUAUUAUAUUAUAUGUGUAUUAACUUUAAAUUGCAAAAUUUCUGUUUCUGUUUCACAUUACCAGACAUUUUAUGGUCUCUCCUUUACAAAGUAAAACGGUGAGAUACAGGUAUUACUUUUCUGACAGAGGCAGCAGUGUAAAAAUUUUCUUUAAAGUCUUACAUUAAGGUUAAGCACUUAAUCCGUUUCUCACAAACUACAUGGGCAGGAAAUAGCCCAGUGGUAAAGUGCUUAGUUGAUGCACCGUCGGUAUAGGAUCAGUCCUGAUCAGUGGGCCCAUUGUGCUAUUUCUCAUUCCAGCCAGUGCACCAAGACUGGUAUAUCAAAGGCCAUGGUAUGUGCUGUCCUGUCUGUGGGAUGGAGCAUAUAAAAGAUGCCUUGCUACUAAU